Molecule: messenger RNA, 1191 nt
Organism: Ilex paraguariensis (yerba mate)
Lineage: Eukaryota; Viridiplantae; Streptophyta; Magnoliopsida; Aquifoliales; Aquifoliaceae
Source: the annotation of a GenBank genome assembly
AUGGCUUUCAAGGAUGAGUUGCUACCGGCAUCUACCCUUCCUUCGUAUAUAGUACAUUGGCAUUUGGCACACGGUGCCACUUUUACGGCAAGCAGCGAGGGCAUACAAAUCGAAUACAUUGCAGUGUUUUCAGCAGUGUUGUUUCCUGGAGCUCUCGUGGCUUUCAAGGACGAGUUCCUGCAGGCAUUACCACGUCUUUCUACCCUUCGUAUAUACUGUGCUGGCAUUUGGCAUAAUGCAGCAUUUUGUGCAGUUUGUGCAUUGGCAUUGCUACUCCUACCGUUGAUCUUGUAUCCAUUUUACAUACAUGGUGAAAGCCCCAUGGUUUUGGAUGUAUCUUCUAUUUCGCCUUUGUCUGGUUAUUUGUCUCCAGGUGAUCUAAUUGUCUCACUAGAUGGCAUCCACAUCCAUCAUGCACAAGAGUGGAUGGACAUUGUCACUCUGUUAGAUGAGCAGACACUUCAAAACUCAAAACAUUACAGUGAUUCUGAAAACUUCGUGACAGUAAAUGAAAGAAAGGGGUACUGUGUUCCAAAGUCUUUUUUUGAAGAGAGCAUGCAUAUCGAUUUGAAAGACAAUGUAACUACUUGUCCGAAUGAGCUGACUGCAUUUGCAUCUAUUUCCUGCUUCGAUUCAAGUACAUUGGGUGGUGUUAGCAGCGGAGAUAGAAAAAAUAUCCACUGUCUGAAUGCUAAGGAUAUAGUUAAGCUUAAAAAAUGCGGUGAUGGUUGGGUAAUGACUGUAAGCAAUAGAAGCAACUGCCUGUGUUCGGGGGCUGAGUCUUGCUUAACCCCGGUCCAGAUGCUGGGUCAAACAUGGGGUGAGAUCACAUAUUCAAGCCCUUAUUCCCCAGAAUGUCGGCAACCUGAAAGAAAUUCAUUUCCAGGUCAUAAGAGUUCUGACUUUGGAGAAAUUAGCUGUGGUGGAACUUUUGUUUUUAUUGGGAAUAUGAUCUCCAUGGCGCACUCAAUUCGGUUAACUUCAUAUCAACCUCGUUGGUCGUUAGAUUUUGGUGCAUAUAUUCCAAAUGUACUGGAAAAGCUUUUGAUGUGCAUCUUUCAUGCCUCUCUUAUGCUUGCUCUUCUCAAUAGCCUUCCGGUAUGUCUUCAUGUCAUUGUAUGUUUCCAUAUAUUUAAAAACAUAAUUACUUUCCUAUAUAUGUCUCAACCUACAUGUGGGUCAUGCUUGUAG